Molecule: messenger RNA, 936 nt
Organism: Saccharomyces eubayanus
Lineage: Eukaryota; Fungi; Ascomycota; Saccharomycetes; Saccharomycetales; Saccharomycetaceae
Gene: PNP1
Product: purine-nucleoside phosphorylase
Exons: 1
Coding region: 1-936 (311 amino acids)
Biological process (GO): nucleoside metabolic process
Cellular component (GO): cytoplasm
Molecular function (GO): purine-nucleoside phosphorylase activity
Source: RefSeq, a predicted model, not a curated record
AUGACGGAUGUUUUGGACACAAAUCAACAGCGUGAAGCGAUUACAAAGGCCGCUACUUAUCUUUCGGGUAUUUUGGAACCACAUUUCCAAAGUACUCCAAACUUUAAACCUCCAAGAACUUUGAUCAUAUGUGGUUCUGGGUUAGGUGGGAUAUCCACCAAAUUAUCCAUAGAUAAUCCUCCCCCAGUGACAAUUCCAUACGAGGAUAUACCAGGAUUCAAGAAAAGUACGGUUCCAGGUCAUUCUGGUACACUAAUGUUUGGAUCUAUGAAUGGCUCGCCAGUAGUGCUAAUGAAUGGACGUCUUCACGGAUAUGAAGGCAAUACACUGCUCGAGACUACGUUUCCAAUAAGAGUGGUUAACCACAUGGGCCACGUCCAUAACUUAAUUGUCACCAAUGCUGCUGGUGGUAUAAAUGCGAAAUACCAAGCUUGUGAUUUAAUGUGCAUUAACGACCAUUUGAAUAUUCCUGGCUUGGCUGGGCAACACCCAUUGAGAGGUCCUAACUUGGACGAAGUCGGACCUCGUUUCUUGGCUUUAAGCGAUGCAUAUGAUCUAGGAUUGAGGAAACUUUUAUUCAAGAAAUGGAAAGAAUUAAAGAUCCAAAGACCGCUACACGAAGGUACUUAUACCUUCGUCUCUGGUCCUACAUUUGAAACAAGGGCUGAGUCUAGAAUGAUCAGAAUGCUUGGAGGUGAUGCUGUCRGAAUGAGCACUGUUCCCGAGGUCAUAGUGGCAAGACAUUGCGGCUGGAAGGUUUUGGCCUUAAGUUUGAUUACUAACACUUGUGUCGUGGAUAGUCCUGCCAGUGCAUUGGAUGAAUCUCCUGUGCCUUUAGAGAAAGGUAAAGCGACACAUGCUGAAGUGCUGGAGAAUGGUAAAAUCGCCUCUAAUGACGUGCAGAAUUUGAUUGCUGCCGUGAUGGAGGAUCUAUAA